AUAAUAUCAAUUAACUAAAGUUUUUUCUACGCAAAAACGAGUUUGUUAAAGUAUCUGUAUCGGUCCUCUUCUUCCCCGUUCCCAUUCCCUCCAUUAAUAUCGGUGACUGUGAAAUUUUGAGAGAACGAGUCAGUACACAUAACUUGAAUUGAGUCUGCCAUAUCCUCCUCCUCAACACCUUCAAAUGACUCAUUCAGGAAUCAUCAUGACUCAUGAGAGUGCGGAGAUAGAAUCUGAUGACGCAUAACUGUUAACAGAAUUGCCCGGUGCAUUUUUUUUGGUGAGUUGGGUUUUUCUUGUAUGUACCCAUGAAAUCGAGCUAUCAACAGGGUGGAGUUGACAAUACUCGUACUAAGAUUUUACUGUCGUCGAUGUCGGCAAUGGUGGCCGAGUCCACAACUUUCCCAAUAGACCUGAUAAAGACUAGGCUCCAACUCCAUGGCGAGUCACUUUCCUCAAGUCGUCCAACCGGUGCAUUUCGGAUUGGUUUGGACAUUAUUCGGGAACAAGGUCCUUUUGGCCUUUAUAAGGGUUUGUCUCCAGCAAUUUUAAGACAUCUAUUCUACACACCUAUUCGAAUUGUUGGAUAUGAGCACCUAAGGAGUGUUAUUUCGGCUGAUAAUGGAUCGCCCUCUAUCAUUAGCAAGGCUGUUGUUGGUGGAAUCUCUGGUAGUAUGGCUCAGGUUAUAGCAAGCCCAGCUGAUCUUGUCAAGGUGAGGAUGCAAGCUGAUAGUCGAAUGAUGAGCAGAGGUCUUCAACCUCGAUAUUCAGGGCCAUUUGAUGCUUUUAACAAAAUCCUUCAAGCUGAAGGAUUUCAAGGACUGUGGAAAGGUGUUUUUCCUAAUAUCCAAAGAGCCUUUUUAGUGAACAUGGGGGAAUUAGCCUGUUAUGAUCAUGCUAAGCAAUUUGUUAUUAAAAGUAGGAUAGCCGAAGAUAAUAUUUAUGCCCACACAUUGGCUUCCACCAUGUCAGGUCUUGCGGCAACUUCUUUAAGUUGUCCGGCCGACGUUGUCAAGACUAGAAUGAUGAAUCAGGCAGCUAAAAAGGAAGGGAAUGUCUUAUACAGUAGCUCCUAUGAUUGCUUGGUAAAGACAGUUAGAGUUGAAGGAAUAAGAGCACUAUGGAAAGGAUUCUUCCCCACAUGGGCAAGGCUUGGUCCGUGGCAAUUUGUGUUCUGGGUUUCCUAUGAAAAGUUUAGAAAAUUUGCUGGGCUCUCUUCUUUCUAGGAUAAUAUUUUGAGUUAUGCUGUUAAACAUUCAUUCAAGAUAAAUUCACAACUCACAGCCAUAAGAGUGAGUGCACGCACUGAAAUCUCUUUCUGUUGCUUGUACUAUUAAUUGGAAGCAUAUCUGUGUA
Molecule: messenger RNA, 1356 nt
Organism: Trifolium pratense (red clover)
Lineage: Eukaryota; Viridiplantae; Streptophyta; Magnoliopsida; Fabales; Fabaceae
Product: mitochondrial uncoupling protein 3
Exons: 3
Coding region: 309-1226 (305 amino acids)
Biological process (GO): transmembrane transport; response to cold
Source: RefSeq, a predicted model, not a curated record